Amblyraja radiata (thorny skate) is the source of this 4208-nucleotide messenger RNA. RefSeq names its product rho GTPase-activating protein 12. The transcript has 19 exons. Gene Ontology annotation, biological process: regulation of GTPase activity; signal transduction. Gene Ontology annotation, molecular function: protein binding. NCBI's taxonomy places the organism in Eukaryota, Metazoa, Chordata, Chondrichthyes, Rajiformes, Rajidae. The coding region runs from base 279 to 2957 and encodes 892 amino acids. The record is from RefSeq and is a predicted model, not a curated record. Gene Ontology annotation, cellular component: cytoplasm.
AGCGUGAACGCGCGCAGAACGUCACCGGGUGGAAACGAGGCAAAGUUCUUGUUUGUUUCACGCCAGGAGGCGGCGGAGAGGAUUAAAAGAUUUAUAAUUAUAUUAAAAAAAUAAAACCUGCCGGGCAGCCAGCUGUCCGUCCAUUCGGAGACGUUAACACAGGGGAAAUAAAACCUGGUCGUCCCCCUGCAGCCGCUGCCCCCAGGCCCUCUCCCGAGCAGUGAACAAUUGGAAUCACAUCAUGCGGAUUACUGCCUGUUUCAUUGAGCGUUUCUGAGAUGGCCGAGCAGGACAGAAAACCAGAUGUACCUAUUAUACCCGGGCAGGUGUAUAUUGAAGUGGAGUAUGAUUAUGAGUAUGAGGCAAAAGAUAGAAACAUUUCAAUAAAGCAAGGCGAAAUAUAUAUUUUAUUGAAGAAAACAAAUAAUGAUUGGUGGCAGGUUAAGAAGGAUGAAAGCUCAAAGCCGUUUUAUCUCCCAGCACAAUAUGUUAAAGAACUACCUCGUAAGGCAUUAAUGCCACCAGUGAAACGUGUACCCAGUUCUGUUAAAGCCAAAUCUGCUAGUUUAGGUGCAGAUGCCAAGCUACAGCUGGGCUCCAAUGAAAAUAUUUCCAAACCACUAGAUUAUAUGAGCUCUUUCAAAUCUUCUAUAGGACACGAAUUGCAAACAAAGAUAUCAUCAGAGAACCAGAUUACUCAUCUGAACACCAGCCAAACACAGUCUGAGGAUCAUUUUCAAGGGAUGGUCCAUUCACCUUCUGGAAUCCCAAACAGUGCCAAAGUUAGUGACCAGAGUCCAGGACAUGGCGAAAGUGAAACACAGUAUUCAAGAGUUGCAGAUCCAAAUCCAAUCUUAGGGCAGUUACAGGAUUUUGAUGCAUUGGAAGUCGACAAAGUGGUUCAUGAGCAUUCUUCUGAAUGGGGCGCAGAAAGUUCAGAAAAGCAUCAUCAAGACUCUGAAUCUGGAGAUGAAUAUAGUAGCAGUUCCACGGAACAGCUGCAGACGAUACAACCUGCGAGGUCAGAAUCCCCAGUAUAUGCAAAUCUGCAAGAACUGAAAAUAUCUCAAGCUAACCUACCCGCUGCUCCCAAUAGCCCUCCCGUGCAAACUCAUGGUGAAUGGGAGGUGCAUAAAGAUACCACAGGGCGCACAUUCUAUUAUCACAAGGGAACACAAGAAAGAAGUUGGAAGCCUCCUCGAUGGACAAGAGAUUCUGUAAAUAAAGAGUUUGAUAACCAAGGAGAUUCCAUAAACCGUGGGUAUCUCAUCACAGAGGAGAACUGUCGCAGCUUUUACUCAAGCCAUUCUGAUAAUCAGUUUGAUUUACCACCACGUGGGUGGUCAGAAGAAUUGGAUGAUCGUGGCCAAACUUUAUAUGUUAAUGAAUAUACUAAUGAAAAGUGGAUGAAACAUAUUGAUGAACAAGGUCGGCCAUAUUAUUAUCGUGCUGAUGGAUCCAAAUCGGAAUGGGAGUUGCCUCCGGUUCCGCCUCAGUACAACUUCUCAGCAAAACAACAAGAAGUUCUUAGUAAAAGCAGAAGCUUGGACAGGAAGCCAGAACCUUUAGUAUUGACAAAUUGGCGACACAGCACGUAUGGUGUUGGACAAUCGGACCUCGAAAAGUUCACUUCCAAAAAGCACAAGCGCAACUCCUCUGAACAUCUCAGUGCUUCAUCAUCGUAUUUGUUUUCGCAGCACCCCGAUCAAGAACCUGCAACUAGUCCGAAGCUAAUCCAUGACAACAACAACGAGCCUCCUUCAUCACCAAAUAGUCCACAGCCAUCAUCAACUGUUUCAGAAAAAUAUGGAUUACUUUUUAUGACAAAAAUCACAGAGAAUGGCAAAAAAGUUAGAAAGAAUUGGACCUCAUCUUGGACAGUCUUGCAAGGUUCAUCUUUACUAUUCGCUAAAAAUCAAGGCAGUGCAACUGGAUGGAAAUUUGGUAGCGCGCAAUCUAAACCUGAAUUCACCGUGGAUUUAAAAGGGGCUGCAAUUGAAUGGGCUUCAAAAGAUAAAUCGAGUAAGAAGAAUGUAAUUGAGCUCCGAACACGUCAAGGAACAGAAUUACUGAUACAAUUAGACAAUGAUAAUUUCAUCAAUGAAUGGUAUAAAGCUCUUGAAGAGACUAUUAGUAAUCAGGUAGAGUCUGAUGACGCUGCGGAUGAUGACAUGCCAGAGUCUCCCGGCAUUGAAAAGCAUGAUAAAGAUAAGAAUAAUAAAGACUUAAAGAAAUCACGGCCGAUUAAGUCCUCUGGUAACGUAGAUAAUGCAGACCAAAAAAAGACCAAAACAAAAUUGAAAAAGUUUCUGACACGAAGACCAACACUCCAAGCUGUGCGAGACAAAGGCUAUAUUAAAGAUCAAGUGUUUGGAUGCAAUUUAAGCAGUCUAUGUCAGAGAGAAGGCACAACUGUACCUAAAUUUGUGACGAUGUGUAUUGAUCACGUGGAAAAGGAGGGCUUAAACGUUGAUGGUCUUUAUAGAGUCAGUGGCAACCUGGCUGUUAUACAAAAACUGCGAUUUGCCGUCAACCAUGAUGAAAAGCUGGACUUGAAUGAUAAUAAGUGGGAGGAUAUUAAUGUCAUUACGGGGGCUCUCAAGAUGUUAUUCAGAGAACUACCGGAACCACUCUUCACGUAUCAUCUUUUUAAUGAUUUUAUUAAUGCAAUCAAAUCUCCAGACUACAAACAACGUACACAGGGUAUUAAAGAUCUAAUUAGGCAACUGCCUAAACCAAACCAUGACACUAUGCAAAUUCUGUUCCAGCAUCUUGUGCGGGUCGUCGAGUGCGGAGAGGUAAACCGAAUGACCACUCAGAGCAUUGCCAUCGUAUUUGGUCCCACGCUCCUCAGGCCCGAAAAAGAGAUAGGCAAUAUUGCCGUGCACAUGGUAUACCAGAAUCAGAUUGUGGAGUUGAUCUUAACAGAAUAUGAAACUAUAUUCGGACGCAGUUGAAAUAAAUUGCAGAUGGAACACAAAUUUACCAAAACCCACGUUUGGGAAACAAGAGUAUGUUUUAAGUGUCUUUUUUGUAUUUUCAGUCCACCAGAAAACUUUGCACUUGUUUUCCUCUGGUUUUUAAAAAAUAUAUGUUUUUUUUCCCCCCCAGUUGAAAGCAGGUGGUUUGCAUAAGAUGUACUAAAGGCAUGCAGAGAAACAUGCAACCUGGUUCUUACAAAUUGUAGAGACUUUAAGCAUACAGUAGUUACAUACACUGGGAUAUUUUGCAACAAUAUUUGAUGGGGACAUAGCAGUACUCUUUUAUACAUGUGUAUGUAAUUUAGGAAAUGGCAGUCCUCACUUGUAGCCUUUUCUGCUGUUUGAUAUAGCAGAAAUUUCAAUACUGUAUAUUGCUUUUGAGUCCUUUACUGGAGCGUUGGCCAGAUUUUGUGUAAUUUAUUUUUUAUAGGUUUAUUCGAGCGGCAAAAGUGUUAAAUGCUGAUUCUUCCUGGUUGAUGUGUGUGGACAGAAAGCAAUGCUGCUCUUGCUGUACCUUCAGCCUGCUGUUAAAACAGGGGUUAUGAUCACACCCAGUGUUUGAAAUACUCGUGAUGUACAGAUGAACAAAGAAUAUAUGUUAAAAUAACAUGCCCUCAACCAAUCUGUAUAUAUAGUCUAUGUAUAGUUACUUAACAAAGUAUGUUUUCCAUACAGUAACAUUUUCUAAUCAAAUUUUGCCAGCUUAUAAUAAAUUUGGUGGUCACUGUACCGGCUGAGAUCAAGAUACUAAGAGCUUUUAGGGGUAUUUUAUGACAGGCAACUCAAGGGGCAAUUCUUAGGCAUACUAAGAAGAUGUGUGCACUUUUUAGCUAUUGGUAAUUUCAAUGCAGGGCAAAUCUAAACCAUUUGUAUUUCAAAUGGGACUGGAAAGUAAUGUGUAGGCUUGUGCUUUCUAGGUGCACUACAACAAUAGCUGUUUAUUUAAAAUGUACAGGCGAAAUUUUGAAAAAAAUCUGCUUAGCAAUUUAUAAGUGCUAACAUUUAAAAAGAAUCCUGUAUGCACUGAUGGGUAUUAUUAAGGCAGAUACACUUGAAGCUGAAUUGAAUGUUCUCAUUUUAAUAGUGUGGACUGGUUGUGUUACAGGUUUUUUUGGAAUACUACCUGUUUCUGGGCACAUGAUCGGAAGAAUUUUUUGAAUGUAUUUUUUUAAACUAACUGCUGUAUGGCAAUAUGCUAAUCAAAGAUUAAACAAAAAUGAGACAACG